Camellia sinensis is the source of this 1339-nucleotide messenger RNA. Its product is annotated as protein METABOLIC NETWORK MODULATOR 1. NCBI's taxonomy places the organism in Eukaryota, Viridiplantae, Streptophyta, Magnoliopsida, Ericales, Theaceae. The record is from RefSeq and is a predicted model, not a curated record.
CCGUUUCGAUUUUGACUCCCUCAUUUAUUCUCUCUCUCUCUCUCUCUCUAAACAAGGCAAUAGUAAUAAAUUUCUCUAGGGUUUUCAGAUUGCUCCCACUCAACUCAACACAACACAACAUUAAUCUUCAAUUUCUCUUAAUUGAGCCCCAAAACCACUUAACUCUCCCCCAAAGCGAAGUUCAGUAUAGCAAGUUUUGCAAUAGGAAUUUGAGUUUUUCGAUAAUUCCUAAAGAUGAACCAAGUCAACCAAGUGAAAAAUUACGAUGCUCCACCGAACAUGCCUAUGAAACGAAAACGAGGUCGCCCGCGUAAGGAUCACACCCUAAAUCGUAGGGAAGCUCCUCCAUUGCCUCCUGGAUUUGGAGUGUUUAACGGAAACCAUCCCCGUCAAGUAGAUGCCAUUGAAGUUUCAAAUGAAAGCAUUGUGGGUCAGUCUGUUACAGGCGUAGUUGAGGAAGCAUUCGACGCCGGUUAUUUGCUCGCUGUCAAGAUUGGCAACUCAAACACCAGUCUCAGAGGUGUUGUUUUCAAGCCAGGACAUUUUGUUCCUAUCUCAACAGAAAAUGAUGUGGCCCCACAUGUUCAAAUGAUUCGAAGGAAUGUGUUCCCAAUGGAAAAUCAAAACCAAAGUCGUGUACAUGGUCAUCGCCCUCGAUCCAGAGAGAGGAAAGAGAAGCAUGGAAAACUUCGCAGAAUUGAAACUGGUAAUUUGUUGAAUGGAUCACCCACUGCAAAUCAAGUGCACACACAUGAUCCUCAAAUUGCUGAUCUGGCAGCUUCGAAAGGCAAACAUGUGUUACCAGUGUCAGCCUAUGCUACCCCAUCUAUGGGCUCAAGAGGCACCAUGGUGCCUGUUGUACUUCAGCCUGUCAGCGUAUCAAAUGGAUUGCCACCUGUCAACCAAGUGCCCUCGGUUCCAUCCCAAGCUGGUCACAUGGCGGACUCAAAACACAAACCGGUGCAAACUGUUACAACCCAAGUGCCAUAUUUGCAACCUCAGACCAGCCAAAAUGGGGAAGAAGUCAAGGCAAUGAAUCCAACUGGUGUUUCACAAUCCUCUGAAACACGCAUUGAGAAUAGUAUGGCAGUAGGUAAAUCAUCAGUGGAAGAUUCUGGGCUUUCUGGGGAAGCUGACAGUGAUGAAACUCUCUUCGUAGAGCCCAUCCGAACUAUACAUUCUUGUGUUCGUAAUCAAUCUGGACCUGUACCUAUUUCUUUGGAGAAUCACAGAAUUGGUAGAAUGUCCGAGCUUUUGCAGGCUGUGCAGGAAAAUUUGACAGAGAACCAGAGGAAUCCUUGAACGUGUCUUUUUUUUUUUUUUUUUUUUUUUUUUUUUU